Pan troglodytes (chimpanzee) is the source of this 2359-nucleotide messenger RNA. RefSeq names its product N-ribosyldihydronicotinamide:quinone dehydrogenase 2 (gene NQO2). The transcript is spliced from 10 exons. Gene Ontology annotation, cellular component: cytosol. Lineage: Eukaryota; Metazoa; Chordata; Mammalia; Primates; Hominidae. Gene Ontology annotation, molecular function: NAD(P)H dehydrogenase (quinone) activity. The record is from RefSeq and is a predicted model, not a curated record. Bases 1564 to 2259 code for a protein of 231 amino acids.
GGUCCCGGUGUCGAAUCGUCUGGUGGAAUCUGCCCUCAACCCUAUGGAGCGGGUGCUGGUAUCAUAGUCAUAUUACAAGUAGGAAUCAGCGGGCCCAAGGUCAGUCUGUAAAGGGGGUACCGGGGUUUAGGCCCGUGCGCUGCCCAGCUCUGCCCUGAAGGCGCGGCUGAACCACUGGUUUGCGCUGCCUUUGUCAAGGACAUUGUGGCACUGUGGAAAAAAUGAAAAAUCAACUUCUCUAACCUAUAAUCUCUCUGGGAAAAAAAAAUCAGCUUUUUUUUUUUUUUUUCCCGAGACGGAGUCUCACUCUGUCGCCCAGGCUGGAGUGCAGUGGCACGAUUUUGGCUCACUGCAACCUCCGCCUCCCGGGUUCAAGCAAUUCUCCUGCCUCAGCCUCCCGAGUACCUGGGAUUAUAGAGGCGCGCCACCACGCCUGGCUAAUUUUUUGUAUUUUUAGUAGAGACGGGUUUCAUGUUGGUCAGGCUGGUCUCAAACUCCUGACCUCGUGAUCCGCCCGCCUGGGCCUCCCAAAGUGCUGGGAUUGCAGGCGUGAGCCACUGCUCCCGGCCCUCUUUUUCUUUUUUCUUUUUUUUUAGAAGAGUCUCACUCUGUUGCCCAGGCUGGAGUGCAGUGGGGCAAUCUCAGCUCACUGCAACCUCUGCCUUCCAGGUUCAAGCGAUUCUCCCCCCUCAGCCCCUCGAGUAGCUGGGAUUACAGGCACCUGCCACCAUGCCCAGCUAAUUUUUGUAUUUUUAGUACAGGCGGGAGUUUCACCAUAUUGGCCAGGCUGGUCUUGAACUCAUUCUUCUUCCUUUUCUUUUCUUUUUUUUUUUUUUUGAGAUGGAGUUUCGCUCUUAUUGCCCAAGCUGGAGUGCAAUGGCACAAUCUCAGCUCACUGCAACCUCUGCCUCCCGGGUUCAAGCUAUUCUCCUGCCUCAGUCUCCCGAGUAGCUGGGAUUACAGGGGGAUGGAGACAGAAGUCACAAACUCACAUGCCACCAGGCAUAUGAUGUAAACAUGUAAACUGGGCCAAGGAAUACAAAAGGGAGUGGUGAGCUGGGGACACUGAAGAAUGGAUGCCCUGUCUAGAGGAGUGAAAAUGAAGCAUUUCAUACAAACAACAUGAUUUCGGGCAAUCACUUUGGGAAUCAGGAUAAGGUGUUCCCCCAGUCUGCAGAAACACUGGCAACGUUUACAAAGCUUUAGGUUCAUUCUUGUAAGUGUUGCUGGUGUCAGAAUAGGAACCUCCCUGCGCUUUGAAGGGAUGAAUGUGACCUCUCCCACAUUCUCCGGUGCUGUGAUGUACCUUAAACACAGCAAGGGCACCUGGCCUGGGUGGAGCCCACUCCUCAGCACCCACCUCACUUCUUGCAGUAUUCUGCAGACCCCAGCCCUGUGCCUGUGCUCCUGGACAGCUGGAGAUAAGGAGUGGGCCUUGGAAGAUGCUCAUUCAGGCCCUGCUCAAGAUUCCAGUCCUGAUUGCUGGACUCGCUGAAGAGAGACUACGCAGGAAAGCCCCAGCCACCCAUCAAAUCAGAGAGAAGGAAUCCACCUUCUUAAGCUAUGGCAGGUAAGAAAGUACUCAUUGUCUAUGCACACCAGGAACCCAGGUCUUUCAACGGAUCCUUGAAGAAUGUGGCUGUAGAUGAACUGAGCAGGCAGGGCUGCACCGUCACAGUGUCUGAUUUGUAUGCCAUGAACUUUGAGCCGAGGGCCACAGACAAAGAUAUCACUGGUACUCUUUCUAAUCCUGAGGUUUUCAAUUAUGGAGUGGAAACCCACGAAGCCUACAAGCAAAGGUCUCUGGCUAGCGACAUCACUGAUGAGCAGAAAAAGGUUCGGGAGGCUGACCUAGUGAUAUUUCAGUUCCCGCUGUACUGGUUCAGCGUGCCGGCCAUCCUGAAGGGCUGGAUGGAUAGGGUGCUGUGCCAGGGCUUUGCCUUUGACAUCCCAGGAUUCUACGAUUCUGGUUUGCUCCAGGGUAAACUAGCGCUCCUUUCUGUAACCACGGGAGGCACGGCCGAGAUGUACACGAAGACAGGAGUCAAUGGAGAUUCUCGAUACUUCCUGUGGCCACUCCAGCAUGGCACAUUACACUUCUGUGGAUUUAAAGUCCUUGCCCCUCAGAUCAGCUUUGCUCCUGAAAUUGCAUCCGAAGAAGAAAGAAAGGGGAUGGUGGCUGCGUGGUCCCAGAGGCUGCAGACCAUCUGGAAGGAAGAGCCCAUCCCCUGCACGACCCACUGGCACUUCGGGCAAUAACUCUGUGGCACGUGGGCAUCACGUAAGCAGCACACUAGGAGGCCCAGGCGCAGGCAAAGAGGAGAUGGUGCUGUCAUGAAAUAAAAUUACAACAUAGCUA